UCAAGUUUUUUUUUCCUUUUCUUUCUUUUUCUUCUUGUUGUUUAAAGAAGUACAUAUUAUCUAUUUUCUUUACUACAUAUCUAUAAGAAAAAAGAAAAAAGUCAAGUAUAUAUACUGGUUAUAUACAAACAUAUCUUCUUCUCCACCAGCAUGCAAAGUGCUGAUAUUAGGCUAGUGUAUGUUGCACCUUCAAAACCAUUAUUGGGAUUCGAAAACGAUACACUGCAGUAUAAUAAGCAAGAAAGAGAUACUUCAUAUGACGUAGACAUGGAAUCGACCGGUGAGCUUAAUCUCAACGCUCUUGACAACCUCACACUCUCACCCAACCUCGAUCAAGUUUACGAUGAAGACGAUGAGGAUUAUGAGUCAUUUGUGUCUCAAAAGCAAGAUGAAGUACAGCUUCCCUCUGCCACUGCGGAUGCCAUGGAAACAUAUACAAACAUCACAGAAAACAUCUAUUGUGGAUCAGCCACGGGUAAAUCAAUUGCAGAAGAAAGUAUGCCUUGUGAAUGUAAAUACAGACCAGACAUUGAUAACCCAGAUGCUGCUUGUGGCGAUGAUAACUACUGUAUCAAUCGAAUGAUGUUUAUGGAAUGCAUGGUAGACGAUUGUCCCUGUGAUCGGUAUUGUCGUAACCGACGUUUCCAGCUCAAACAGUAUGCCCGUGUAGAUGUGAUUCGUACAGAAAAGAAAGGGUUUGGAUUGAGAGCUUUGACUGAUUUACCUGCCAAUGCGUUUAUUAUGGAAUAUAUUGGUGAAGUCAUUCCAAACCAUGAAUUUAUACGCAGAACCAAGGAAUACGAAGCAGCUGGAUUACAACAUUAUUACUUUAUGACACUCAAGACAGACGAAAUUAUUGAUGCUACAAAAAAAGGGUGCUUGGCUCGAUUUAUAAACCAUUCAUGUAAUCCAAAUUGUGUUACUCAGAAGUGGGUCGUGGGCAAAAAUAUGCGUAUUGGUAUAUUUACCAAAAGACCUAUUCAAGCAGGCUCAGAAUUGACAUUUGAUUAUAAAUUUGAACGGUAUGGUGCUGUGGCUCAACCUUGUUAUUGUGGUGAACCUAGUUGUAAGGGCUACAUUGGUGGUACUCUUAAGAGUACAGCAAAACCCUCUACACAGACAGCAAGUGAAGACGAGGAACAAGACACACAAAAGGAAGACUCAGAUACAGCAGCAGUAACACUCACGCAGAAAAAAAUGCUUCGUAAAAUACACCAACGUCGAGCUUCUGAACCAUUACAAGACCCUCGUGAAGUACAGUCAUUUGUGAAGCGUAUGUUGGACUCUGUUGGCAAAUCACAUUUUGUGCUUCAAUUGUUACAGCGACUUGAAUUGACAGAUGCAAAUACACCUGAAGGCAAAGAGAUCCUUAAGAAAUUCGUGCGUCUUCAUGGCUUAAAGAUGCUCAAGUUUUGGCUAGGCGAAUGGAAGAAUGAUAAUGUGAUUUUACUGAAAGUAUUGCAGGUCUUGUCUCAAUUGCCUUUAGCCAACAGAAAUGGAUUGGAGGACUGUAACCUAUUGGAACUUGUGGACAGACUAACUCAUCAUGAAAACCAGGACAUUCAACACCAUGCUACCCAACUCUUAAAAGAUUGGAGUCAACUCAAGAGUGUCUAUCGUAUUCCUAAGCGUAUCCCUACUGAAUCUACACCAAGCCAUCACAAGCAUGAUCAUGGUAACCAUGAAACCAGUUCCCAAGCAUCUGCUGAGAUGAUGCCUCGCUAUGAAUCCAGCCGAGAAUUCUUUGAUCCAGACGAUGAUUACUUUGAAUACUUGUCGCUUGAUGUGACUGCCACUGAAAUCCAAUGGAAAACAGAAUAUCCUCCUUGUUCUACCAUCCCUACAGCACCCCGAGCCAUGAUGGAUGCCUGCCUCAAGAAUGGUUAUUAUGGCUAUCAUCGUCCUGCUGCUUUACGUCCAUCUUAUCGCAAUAGUCAUCAUGAAGAUACCCAUUCAGGUGCAGAUGAUGAUCGUUCGGUGUAUUCAUCACCUUAUCAUAAAACGACACCCAAACCAACAGAUACAUCUUCAGGGAAUGCUUCUCCUAAAUUGCCCAAUAACUGGAGAUAUGCUUAUGCAGAAGAUGGUACUAUAUACUACUAUAAUCGUCUUACGGGUAAGACACAGUGGCAAUUUCCAGAAGAGCGUGUGAGUUCGAUUGAAGGUGUCAACCAAUCUGAUCUAGAAGACUUGGUUGAGAAGGCAAUUCAAGAUACUGAAAACAAGAGAAAGAUGCGCAGUGAAAGCCCUGCUGUCUCUUUAAAUGAUAUGCAAUCACCCAACAAAGCAACACCUUCUAUCAGUAGACGGGAAUCUGCUGAACAAGCAUUAGAUGAAAAUGAACUCAAGAAGGAAAUAGGCAAAAUAGUGACCAAGUAUCUCAGUUCAAAGCAAAAGCAGUUAUGGAAUGGAGACAAGCAUUUGUUUAAAGAAUUAGCGAGAAAGAUGACACACCAUAUUGUGGACCGAGAAAUACAAUCUUCACGCAAAAUACAGGCUAUUAACAGCAACAUUCGUACCAAGAUUGAAAAGUUUAUUGAUACGCAUGGUGCGGAUAUUCUAGUUAAAGUGCAACGAAAACGAAAGCAGAGAUCGAUAUCAAAAGAAAAGCCUAUUGUUGAAGAGAACAAGCAGUCUUCCUUUAUAGCAGACGAACUACCUUCUUCUCCAAAAAAGCCACGAAUAGAAUCUGAAGAGGAUCAUCAAUCCACUUCUCCUUCUUCUUUACCACCUCCUCCUACGGAUACAAAUAAGCAGAAAGACGAUUCAUAUUAUGCACGCACUACGAACAAUAUGGACAGUCGACCUACCUCACCUUAUCGUGAAUACAACAGUCGGCCUAAUUACAAUCGAUCACAUCACUAUACAAACAAUGGUUAUUACCGGUAUCCACAUCAUCACUUUCAUCACCGUCAUCAUCACCGUCAUCGUCCGCCUUCACCUUAUUAUCGCAGUAGUAAUCGUUAUAGCAGUAACAGUCGAAGAUCACCACCACCACCACCAUCACUCUUGCACUAUUAUCAUAGUAGGAGUUCUUCAAGAAGAGGAUCAUUGUCUGAUGAUGACAUAGACAGAAGAAGAUGGGGCUAAUUUAUGUAAUUUGUAUAUCAUUCUUUCUUUCAUACAUUGUAAAUAUCCAGAAAAAAAAAAAGUAAUCAUUGUUUCCAAAAUAAAUCCUUUGUUGGAAUGUACUAUUUAAUUCUGUCAUUUUAUUAGAAGAAUAGGCUAUAUAGCUCAUUGCGAUGUUAAAUUACGUACCUUUCAGUUAAACAUAGACUAUUUUCUACUGCGCACUCAUUGUUAUUAUUUUAGUCUAAACUAAAGAAACCAU
Gilbertella persicaria is the source of this 3331-nucleotide messenger RNA. RefSeq lists its product as uncharacterized. Gene Ontology annotation, biological process: regulation of DNA-templated transcription. Gene Ontology annotation, cellular component: chromosome; nucleus. NCBI's taxonomy places the organism in Eukaryota, Fungi, Mucoromycota, Mucoromycetes, Mucorales, Choanephoraceae. Gene Ontology annotation, molecular function: histone H3K36 methyltransferase activity; protein binding. The record is from RefSeq and is a predicted model, not a curated record. Bases 151 to 3090 code for a protein of 979 amino acids. The transcript has 5 exons.